AUGGGCGGUCCUUUCCUGGCGGUCCUUUUGCUGGCCACGGCCCUCGUUGGCGUGGCCAGUGCGGCAACAAUUAUGCGGCCAGCUGAGAGUGUCCAAUCGGCGGAAGAACCAGACGUGCCUCCGAUGGAUCUCACCGCGGAUAUUAUCGUGCGCGAUGGGUACAUGCUCGAGCAGCACGAGGUGACAACGGCCGAUGGCUACAUCCUGACGAUGUUCCGCAUCCCUGGCGGACCAGGCAAUCCGGCGCGCGAAGGCAAGGAUGUCGCAUUCCUGAUGCACGGUCUUCUUAGCUCAUCAGCGGACUACGUCGUCUCUGGACCUGGACGAGCACUCGGAUACAUGCUCGUGGAUGCUGGUUACGACGUGUGGCUUGGCAACGCACGUGGCAACACCAACUCCCGGCGUCACAUCUUCCACGAUCCGGACGCGCGCAACACGGACUUUUGGGACUUCAGUUGGCACGAGAUCGGCUACUUUGACCUACCGGCUAUGAUCGAUUACACCCUGGCGGCAACUGGCCAUACAUCGCUACAUUACGCUGGUCACUCCCAAGGCACGACGUCCUUCUUCGUGAUGGCCUCAACCCGACCCGAUUACAACAACAAAAUACGCUCCAUGCACGCCCUGGCCCCGGUGGCGUUCAUGAGCAACCUGCGGUCUCCGUUUGUUCGCGCAUUCGCUCCGUUUGUGGAUCAACUCGAGUGGAUCAUGGGCAUGUUGGGUGUGAACGAGUUCCUGCCGAGCAACGAAAUGAUGGUACUGGGAGGUCAGCGUCUGUGUGAGGAUGAAUCGCCCUUCCAGGAGGUAUGUGCCAACGUGCUGUUCCUGAUCGGUGGCUUCAACUCACCGCAGCUCAACCGUACCAUGAUUCCGGCGCUGCUCGAAAACGCCCCAGCUGGUGCCUCAGUCAACCAGCUCGUUCACUACGCUCAAGGAUACAACUCGGGCCGUUUCCGGCAGUAUGAUUUUGGGCUGACACUCAAUCUCAUCCGGUACGGUUCGAUCCGACCACCAGAUUAUCCGUUGCACCGUGUGACAGCACCGGUGGCGUUGCACUUUAGUGACAACGAUUGGCUGGCUGCUGUAUCCGACGUCCGGGAGCUGCAUGCAAGCAUCAGUAACUCGAUCGGGCUGUUCCGUGUGUCGGAUCCUCGCUGGAAUCACCUGGAUUUCGUGUGGGGAAUCGACGCCAACACGUUCCUGUACGAGCGCGUGAUAAGCUUUAUGGAUCGGUUCAAUUGA
Anopheles nili is the source of this 1242-nucleotide messenger RNA. RefSeq names its product lipase 3-like. Gene Ontology annotation, molecular function: hydrolase activity, acting on ester bonds. Gene Ontology annotation, biological process: lipid metabolic process. The transcript has a single exon. The record is from RefSeq and is a predicted model, not a curated record. NCBI's taxonomy places the organism in Eukaryota, Metazoa, Arthropoda, Insecta, Diptera, Culicidae. The coding region runs from base 1 to 1242 and encodes 413 amino acids.